AGAGAGAGAGAGGGGUCGUGCAGCUGUCAGCCGAUAUCCAAAACUCUCAUACAGCGAGGAAGUCCUUUGCACCAGUUGGUUCACCAUCCCAGCCUUGUUAGAUUUCCCCAUCACCACCACCUUCAUCUCCUCCUCGAUAUCUCUUUAGCGUUCCUUUCUAUGACUCUAAGGGUCAUGGAAGGAGGAGAGAUCGCCAAAGAAGAGGAAGGGAGGAGUACACAAAAAGGAGACGGAAGAUUGCGUCCGUAUGCAAGCAAGAUAGAUAAGAACAUAUAGUCAACCUUCCAUAUUUCGUAUGAGACUCAGCCUCCUGCUCGCCAUAUCGAGGCUGUCACCUCUUCCUUGAUUUCCCCGUGCACAGAGAACACGAGAUAAAGGGAAGAGGAGGCGGUCUUACAGCCGCGCGUAUGGCUUCCUCUUCUUCUCCUUCGACUUCCAGCCUGCACUAUCGGUCAAGGUUUGGCGACACAACCUUGACCAAAGUGUUUGUGGGUGGAUUGGCAUGGGAGACUCCCACGGCGGAGCUCCGCCGUUUCUUCGAGCAGUUUGGUGAAAUCCUCGAGGCCGUGAUCAUAUCCGACAAGAUCACCGGGCGAUCCAAAGGCUAUGGCUUCGUGACCUUCCGCGACCCCGAGUCGGCGAGGAGGUCGGUGGUGGAUCCCAACCCGGUGAUCGACGGCAGGCGAGCCAACUGCAACAUUGCCUCUUUGGGGAGGCAGCGACCCUCUCCACCACGAGGGAGGAGCCCAGAAGGGAGCAUGUACCGGCAAUACAGCAGAGUGCCAGCCCAGGUGGCCCCCGCUCCUCGAGCCCCAGUUGUUUACCCUUCUCCCUUCGGGUAUGUGGCCUAUCCAGCUGAGUAUGGAUACCAACAAACUGCUGUGUACAACCCUCAAAUGGCAUCCUAUUAUCAUCAACAAUUGUAUGGACCAACUUCACCACCAACUGUUGGACAUCCACCCUACCAUUGCCCUCCAAUAGGGUACUUGCAAACUGCUAGGGCAGGUUUUCCUUCACACUACAUGCAGUAUCCUGCGCCCCACAUGGAAGGGACCUUCAUCCCCUCAUCUUCACAGCAGUAUCCAUUUCAACUGCAGCCCCCACCACAUGCAAGGCAACCCCUGAACACUACAGAAGGCUCACAAGCUCCUCAGCAACUCUCCACACCUGGAGCAGACUCUGAUGAUAACCAGGAUGCUUGAAGGUGGCAAUUCUCAUCCUUCAGCAUAACUUCUGCUCAUCAACUGAUCACGACGAACAAUAAAACAAAUGGACUGAAUAAGUUGUGUCAAAGGUUUAAAUCCCAAGUCUUUUUCUUUUUUUUUUGGCAUCAAAAAAGACAUUUCCAGGGUAGCUACAUUCAGUGGUGAAACUACUUCUUGUGCCCUGUGAUGAACACUAAUCGACUCCAAACUCUUUCUUUAUUUUUUUCACUCUAAUUAUUAUUUUUGUAGAGCAAUCAUUCAUUGCAUCUCUAAAUUUCUUGUGUACAUGAUCUUCCCACCAAUGAGUCAGAAUUUUGAUGAUGCAUGCUGGACA
Messenger RNA from Musa acuminata subsp. malaccensis (wild Malaysian banana), 1539 nucleotides. RefSeq lists its product as uncharacterized. Gene Ontology annotation, molecular function: RNA binding. Lineage: Eukaryota; Viridiplantae; Streptophyta; Magnoliopsida; Zingiberales; Musaceae. The record is from RefSeq and is a predicted model, not a curated record.